Messenger RNA from Aspergillus affinis, 528 nucleotides. RefSeq lists its product as uncharacterized. NCBI's taxonomy places the organism in Eukaryota, Fungi, Ascomycota, Eurotiomycetes, Eurotiales, Aspergillaceae. The transcript has 2 exons. Bases 1 to 528 code for a protein of 175 amino acids. The record is from RefSeq and is a predicted model, not a curated record.
AUGGGACACACCAUCAAGCGGGAUGAUGGUCGGCUGGCGGGCGGCCACGGCGAGGGUCUCAAGAUCGCGGCCCUGGUGCUGACCCACGAGAACUGCCACGUCCGGAUCCCCACCAACGGCUCGUACUGGAACUUCAACUUCAGCGGCCAGUCCAAAGCCUACUUCUCCUGCCGGCUCACGACCGUCCAGGGCCGGCCAAUGGGGGGACCGAAGGGCCGAUUGCCACUGGAGGCAUUCCACGCGUGGAUGGCGGACACGGUCGACUUGCAUGCCGCUACUGGACGGGUCCGUACCCCAUUUGGCGACCUGCUAUUGGAGCCGGUCUACCGGGGUCGUCUGUACCUGAAAGGCAUCCGAGUCCCCGAGCCCAGCCUGGACGGCAAGGCAGUCAAAUUCGGCUAUAACCUGUUUCACGGCCGCGUGGGCCGCGACCGGCAGCGACUGCUGGACCCUGACCAGGUGACGAAGGACCUCCACCGGAUCUGGAGCCACGCGAUUGUUAUAGCCCAAUCCGACGCGCUGCCAUGA